Molecule: messenger RNA, 653 nt
Organism: Aplysia californica (California sea hare)
Lineage: Eukaryota; Metazoa; Mollusca; Gastropoda; Aplysiida; Aplysiidae
Exons: 3
Coding region: 186-620 (144 amino acids)
Source: RefSeq, a predicted model, not a curated record
GAACUUGGACUAGCCUAGUUAACGUUUUCAAAUGAGUUCGCGGUUCGGGAUACAUAAUAGAGCCAGAUAAGCUUUAAAAAAAUGAAAUGAUCAGGAGGCGAGGAGUAUAAAAGACGACGCGACCCUUGUGUUGACAAAAUACUGAAUCGGCUUGGAUCCCGUUGGAAGAGAAGCAACUGCAAAUCAUGGUCUCCCUCACGAUCUUUUGCCUCCUGAGCUGUGUGGUCUCGGGUGCCGUCACACAGAGUAUCUCUUCCCUGUCUACGUCUUUGAAGGCUUUGGAAGCGUCUUUGGACCAAAAUAACGAUGGACAGGUAACAAAGGCAGAGAGAGACUUUGACCUCCAGAACAACUUCGACACUAACCGAGAUGGCUGUGUGGACGCCCUCGAGUGGUCAACAAGACUAACAUCAUUGAACUUCACCAAAGAACUGGCUUCCUAUAUCCUCACCCUGGCAAGAUCAACAAACAUCAGCCGUCCCGCCGGCUGUGACGGUAUCUCUGUGUACUACGGACAGCCCGGCACCACGGAGGGACUCGUGUCUAGUUAUAUCUACACACUGACGCGCAUGUGUGAAGGGGACACGACUCUCUACCUCACCAACUCAGACUGCCGGUAAAAGAAAAAAGAAAAAAAUGUUGUCACCGCAAAU